Molecule: messenger RNA, 5510 nt
Organism: Anopheles aquasalis
Lineage: Eukaryota; Metazoa; Arthropoda; Insecta; Diptera; Culicidae
Product: phospholipid-transporting ATPase IF
Biological process (GO): phospholipid translocation
Cellular component (GO): endoplasmic reticulum; plasma membrane
Molecular function (GO): ATP binding; ATP hydrolysis activity; magnesium ion binding
Source: RefSeq, a predicted model, not a curated record
CAGGGAUAGAAGCGAGAACGCGGCGUUGUCCACCGUGGUCGGUGGCUUCCUCGUGGCUUCCUGUGGUCGUGCUAGUUUGUUGGGUGGUUGUGCACAUUUCAGCAUGGGAAAGAGAGAAUUGAGAAAUGUAAGCAGUAUGCACUAGAGAGAACCAGCGCACCAUCACCCUCAACAACAGCAACAACCAUCAAUACACCGCCAAAGUCCACCGCUCCGGAAUCACGCCGAGCGAGGGAAGCGCUAUUAGAGUAUGUGCGUCCGAGCGAAUCCUUGCACGGUGUUUUUUAGUGAUCUAGACGAACCUCUUUUCUAUACAGAAUCGAACAAAGGAAACUCUCGCAUUCGCAGAGAAUUUCCCCCUCUAUCGCAUCUGCCACAGGACUUACCUGGUAGUUCGGUAAUCGUUACUGCAGCGGCAUACUAUCCUGCUCCCUUGCUUAAACAAGUCCACGUUCACUUUAGACUGUUAGCCACUGCUAGUGCGGUACGGGGUUUUGGGAGUUGUUUGCUGAAGGCAGCUGCGCGAAUGGGAAUGCGUAUCGAAAUUGCCGGAAGUGUUGCACUGACCAACGGGAGCUAGCUAGAGCCUCCUCUGACUCGAUACAGUGCAAUACACUCAGUGCGUCCUAAGCUCUUAUCUGCUUUCUGGGGGUCGGGCUGUAUCUUCUUCUACGACACGAUAAAAGCGAUCGCGCGCGUGCGUGCACCGGUCGUAGAGCGGGUUCCCGAUGAUGGAUGUGAGAAGUCGAUCGAUCGCGCUGUGCCGAUCUGUGAGCUAUCGGAGCCAUUUGACACCUUCGUUCGUUUGUCCGCGUCUCCCCGGAGCUCCAGUACCACCGCAGUACUCGCGCGCAAACGUGUACAAAGCAACAAAAGGAAACGAGUGUAGUGUGCUACUGAGCGCUGCCAAGCGUGCAAGAUGACUGCACAAGCAGCUCCAGGUGGUGGCGAGGAGGAAUCCGAGGAAGCCGGCCUUCGACCGAGGCCAUCCUGGAGGCAGACCUGCUGCAACUGGUUGCUCUGCCGUUGGUCCAAGGGUAACCGAGUGUCGCAGAACGGUGACACGAUGACGGUGCCAGUCGGUGGUAAUAGCGGGAGCAAGACGAAAAGAGCCAACCAUGUCAAGUCGACGCGCUACUCGCUGCUCACCUUUCUGCCGCUCAAUCUGAUCGAACAGUUUCUGCGCCCGGCGAACGCCUACUUUCUCACGAUGUCGCUAAUCUCGCUAGUGAUCGACAGUCCGGUAUCACCGCUGACCUCGCUCAUGCCGUUAACGUUCGUCGUCGUGCUGACCGCCGCCAAGCAGGGGUAUGAAGAUUUCCUUCGCUACCUCACGGACCGCAUAGUGAACCGGUCGCCGGUGGCGGUCGUGCGUGACGGCCAACGGAUCGAGAUCGAGUCGCAGCAUAUCCGGCUGGGUGAUAUCGUGGAGCUGGCGCGCGAUUGUGACAUCCCGUGCGAUUUGGUUCUGCUGCUGAGCUCGGACCCGAGCGGCCGAUGCUACGUUACCACGGCAAACCUGGACGGCGAGACGAACCUGAAGACGAUGUGCGUACCGCGCACUUUGCCCAAGCUGCCCGUCACCGAGCUACACCGGCUCGGUACGGUCGAGUACGAGCAGCCAAACACGAACCUGUACAGUUUCAGUGGGCGCAUCGACCUGGCCAGCGAGCACGCGGCUAGCGCAGGCACUGGCGUCGUACCGCUCAGCGCCGAGAACGUCCUGCUGCGUGGCUCACGCAUCAAGAACACCGAAUGGGCAAUCGGGUGCGCCAUCUAUACCGGAGCGCAGACGAAGCUAGCGCUCAACAGCAAGACGCGCCGGAAGAAGAUCAGCUCGAGCGAGCGCUACAUCAACCGGUACCUCGUGUUCUAUCUGAUCCUGCUGCUGGCGAUGGUGCUGGUGAGCUUUUUCCUGAAGCGGUACAACGACCGGUACCGGCAGGAGCACAACGUGUACCUCGGCGAAAUCAUAAGCAACUACCAGGUGGCCCAGUUCCUGCAGGACUUGUUCGCAUACCUCGUGCUUUACAACUACCUGAUACCGAUCUCGCUCUACGUGACGAUCGAGAUGGCCAAGUUUUUGGGCGGGUUCUUCAUGGAGUGGGACCGGCAGCAGUACGAUUCGGACACGGACCAGCCGUUUCUCGUCAACACCUCCGACAUCAACGAGGAGCUGGGCCAGAUCCAGAUCCUCUUCUCCGACAAAACCGGCACACUGACGAAGAACGAGAUGAUCUUCCAGCAGUGCUCGGUUAAUGGGCGCCGCUACGCACAGGUUGGCCGCCGUUUGCGCGCAUUCGGCCGCCAGAAGGAACAACUGCUCAAGGAACUACCGGCUGAAGUGUACAAGUUCUUCGAGGCACUGGCCAUCUGCCAUACGGUGCAGGUGGCUAACGCGGACGCACCCGAAACGAAGGAGGGCACGGGCGAGAACGUACCCGAGGAGCGCACGGGCGAGAACGUACCAGCGGAGCCCGUGGAAUGUCUUAUUGGCCAGUAUGAGCUCGGCGCUAAUUACCACGAUGAGAGCAGCCAGGACGACAUCUCGAUGACAGCGACGACGUCGGCAAAGACGGGCCGGGAGGCCCGGUUGGCGGUGGUGCGUGAAUCGCCCAACAGUACCGACGUUAGCGUUGGUUCACUGUUGAACCAACCAACGGCCAGUCGCGAUACGCUGCAGGCGCAGCAACAGCCACUGGAAAUUUCCGACAUCACCCUCAUCGGAACAAGCUCGUCGUCGGCCAUAGAGCUGAAGCGGGCCUUUUCGGCGUACGAGGAGGACAAAUCGAACGUCUCGGGCAAGGGCCACCGUCGGACGGUGUCGCACAUUCCGGUCAGCGUUAACCGGCCGACCAGCUACCAGAUGGCACUGAACGUUCCGGUUACCCUGUCCGCUUCCAAUUCACUGCGGCGCCAUCGGAGCACCGUGUCGCGCACCUCGUUGCGCGAAUCGUAUGCGGCACCGGCCUACAAUGAGCGUACUCGGAUCGAGCGGCAGGAGUCGAUGGCACAGCGUAGCCUGUCAUCCGAUUCCUAUAUCUGCAAGUACGACUACCAGGCGUCGAGUCCGGACGAGAAGGCCCUGGUGGAGGCGUGUGCCCGCGUUGGGCUCAUCUACACCGGUGACACCGACGAGCGGCUCACCAUCACGCUGGACAACGCGUGCGUCGAUCGCGAACAAAACGGUCCUACAACCGCCGAAAUGACCGUGCAGUACGAACGGUUGGCCGUACUCGAGUUCACCUCGGACCGGAAGCGUAUGAGCGUGAUUGUUACCGACCGGAACGGCCAGAAGUGGCUGUACACGAAGGGUGCCGAGAGCCACGUGCUACCGCUGUGUGUGUCCAGCCAGCUGAUCAGAACCACUCAGAGCCACGUCGAUGAAUUCGCCCGGUGUGGGCUGCGGACGCUCGCCGUCGCACGGCGCCGGUUGACCGACGAGGAGUAUGAGGAGUUUCGCGUCGAGCUGAACGAGGCCAGCAGUUCGCUGGUGAACCGGGCCAGCAACAUCGAGGCUUGCCAGCGCCGGAUCGAAUCUCGGAUGGAGCUGCUGGGUGCGACGGCGGUCGAGGAUGCGCUGCAGGAUGACGUGCGCGCCACCCUCGAGUCGCUCGGCGACGCUGGCAUCAAGGUGUGGGUGCUAACCGGGGACAAGGUCGAGACGGCGCUAAACAUCGCGCUCAGCUGCGGCCACAUCCCGGAGGCAGCACAUCGCUGCUUCAUCGUCGACUGCAGCACGCAGGAGCAGCUGGUGGAGCAUCUGGAUGCGGUCUCGAUCGAAAUGUUGCGCUACCGGGACGAACCGUUCUCGCUGCUGAUCGACGGCAACAGCCUGGCGGUGGCGCUCGAGACCACGGCCGAGAAGUUUCGCGACGUUAGCAUGCGCUGCUGUGCGGUGCUCUGCUGCCGGCUGAGCCCGCUGCAGAAGUGCAAGGUGGUACAGCUGAUCAAAACCGCCAAGGGCCGUCCGAUCACGGCGGCGAUCGGGGACGGGGCGAACGACGUCUCGAUGAUCCAGGAGGCGCACGUCGGGCUCGGUAUUGUCGGCCGGGAGGGUCGUCAGGCGGCCGCCUGUGCCGAUUACGCCAUGGCCAAGUUCUGCAUGGUGAAGCGGUUGCUGUUCGUGCACGGUCACUACAGCAGCGCCCGGCUAACCACGCUAGUACAAUAUUUUUUUUACAAAAACCUUGUAUUCAUGGGCGUACAGUUCAUGUUCCAGGUCCACAGCAUGUUUUCCACCCAGUCGGUGUUCGAUUCGGUUUUCCUUACGCUGUACAACGUGUUCUACACGGCGGUACCAGUGCUGAUCACAGCCACCACCGAACAACCCUAUCCAGCGCGUAUGCUAAUGGACCGCCCGGAGCUGUACCAGAAGGUGGCCGGCAGUAAACAGUACGGCUGGAAGGCCUUUCUCGGUUGGACGCUGCAAGGCAUCUAUCACUUUCUGGUGAUUUUCUACUUUAACUACGCGAUCUGGCAAAUCAACGCGGCGAUCUACGUCAAGUGGCCCGGCAUGUCCAGCUUCGCCUGCUUCGGGACCAGUCUCAUGACGCACAUCGUCAUACUGGUCAACAUGAAGCUUCUUUUCGCUACGCACAACAAGACGUUCCUUUUCCUCGGCACCGUCGCGGGUUCCAUUUUCUUUUACUUCUUCACGACCUUCAUCUACAACCUGCUGCACGUAAGCUACGAUGGGUCUUUGCUGAACGUAUUCAACUAUUUGAUGUCAUCGUUAACGUUUUGGCUGCUGACAUUGGCCGUACUGCUGACCGGACUGCUGCCAGAAUUGGUCCAGCUGGCGCUGCAAGCGAUGGGGAUCAAGUUUGGUAACAUCUUCCCUGGGGCCCGGAACUACCGCAAACGAUUUUUCGUGCGCCGCGGCGAAGAGGAAGUGCAGGUCACGGAGCUGUAGAUGGGCGCCAAACGAAGUCCCAGUGCCAGUCAGGCGGAUCAUUUCAUUUUUGUUCUUUCAGGAUUAGACUAACUUAUUGAAAUUUAGGGCGCUUCUAAACGGGGCUUGUUUCGCGAAUGGAAUGAAAUUAUUAGAAUUAAUUAGGCCAAGGCCUGGGCCAGCUGUUGCGAGGGAGGAGCGAUAUACUUAGUACAAAAACAGGACGCGGUCGACGGAUUGCUGCCGCCAGCACACUGUUUGGACUGACUGAGCGUUUGAAACCAAUAGUUUUAGCUAGUAAGAAGAGCCCGAUGCCGCCACCCGGGCUCGCUUCCGCGUUCGCAUUGACAGUAUUGCUCGAGUAUUAUUAAAUUGAUGGACGAUAUGAACGAGACCGAACAAUCCCCGCCAGAAUGGCAACAAUGACAAUACGGUCCCGCGUGCCUUAGCUAGCAGGCAGUAGAAGAGUAGCGGCGCGAAACUGGCACGAAGCCAACCGAGACUAAACUUGGAUAUUUUUGAUGAAUUAAUCCACCGAAGUGGAGGCGCGAGUUGCGCCGAACGUACAAUAAAUUACCUCUUUGUUCCUUCUUGUGUUCAAUGCAAUUGAACCUCA